Messenger RNA from Eleginops maclovinus (Patagonian blennie), 831 nucleotides. RefSeq names its product olfactory receptor 1E16-like. NCBI's taxonomy places the organism in Eukaryota, Metazoa, Chordata, Actinopteri, Perciformes, Eleginopidae. Gene Ontology annotation, biological process: detection of chemical stimulus involved in sensory perception of smell; G protein-coupled receptor signaling pathway. Gene Ontology annotation, cellular component: membrane. Gene Ontology annotation, molecular function: olfactory receptor activity; odorant binding; G protein-coupled receptor activity. The record is from RefSeq and is a predicted model, not a curated record.
AUGGACUUCUUCAACUCAGCUCUUGGAAAAAACAUGACUUUUGUGCGUCCUGAAUAUUUCAUCAUAAGUGGAUUUAUUGGCAUACCUAAUAUCAAUUAUUACUAUGUAUUCCUCUGCUUUGUUUACAUGGUUUCAGUGUUGGGAAACACAGCUGUGAUGGCCAUAAUAUACUUGGACCAACUGAGAACUCCCAAAUAUAUUGUAGUUUUUAAUUUAGCAUUUGUGGACCUGUGUGGUAGCUCUGCUCUGGUGCCAAAGGUUCUUGAUAUCUUUCUGUUUAACCAUCAGAACAUCCCCUACGCUGACUGCUUGGCUUUUCUUUUUUUCUGCUACACGUGCCUUUCAAUGCAGGUUCUUAAUCUAGUUGCACUGUCGUAUGACAGACUGAUAGCUAUCAUGUACCCACUGCACUAUCAAGUGAAGGUGACCCACAGGUCCAUGCUGUCUCUGAUUGUCUGUUUCUGGGUAUUUGUUAUUACUGUGACAUUUAUUGCAGUGUGCCUUCUCACAAGACUUUCCUUCUGUAAGUCUGUGGUUAUUAACAGCUAUUUCUGUGACCACGGACAGUUGUAUCGGCUGGCUUGCAAUGACUAUAAACCUAACAAUGACUUUGCUUGGUUUUUAGUAUUUCUAAUUCUUUGGCUUCCACUCUCAUUUACCAUGGAUUCAAAAAUAUCUCCAAAUGCCAGGAUCAUAAACCUGUCUCUGACCUCUGUUUUUCCUCCAAUGCUGAACCCAAUCAUUUAUGUUUUGCAGACACAAGAAAUCAAAGAAUCUAUGAAAAAAAUAUUUAAAAUCAGAAAGAAAUCCAAAAUGAUGAUAAGGAAGUAA